This is a messenger RNA of Corylus avellana, 1741 nucleotides long. RefSeq lists its product as uncharacterized. NCBI's taxonomy places the organism in Eukaryota, Viridiplantae, Streptophyta, Magnoliopsida, Fagales, Betulaceae. Gene Ontology annotation, molecular function: ATP binding; UDP-N-acetylmuramoyl-tripeptide-D-alanyl-D-alanine ligase activity. The record is from RefSeq and is a predicted model, not a curated record. Gene Ontology annotation, biological process: cell wall organization; biosynthetic process.
ACCAAAAAAAGAUCAAGAUGAACCAACGGUUGAAAUGUCUCCUCCUUGAGCAAUUGGUAAGGGUUUAGGGUUUUGGAUUGAACCCAUGAAUGCAACACCAAGCCCCUCCUUUUCUCACACACUCAGAAGAAUCCCCAAACCAACACACUUUCCUCCAAGACCACACAGGCUCCUCACUUCCCAUUUUAGCAUUAGGGUCUUAGCCACCCAAAAUGCUCCAAAGCCCGCAAAUUCUUGUCCCCAAAAUGCUCAACAUGAUCCAGGAAAUUUACCCCUCUGGACUGCCACUGAGAUAGCUGAAGCUGUAAAUGGAAGAAUUGUGAAAUGGGGUUCUCCUGGAACCAUUUCUACAGACACCAGAGCCCUUGAGCCCAACCAAUGGUUCUUCGCCAUUGCCGGCGAAAACUUCGAUGCCCACGAUUUCAUAACCCCGGAAUUAUCUGGAAAAGGAUGCGUUGGGGUUAUUGGUAACCGGGUUCGCGAGAAUUGGAAUAAUGGUUUUAUCGAAAUCAGUGGUGAUACUGUGAAUUCAUUGGUGAAGAUGGCCAACUAUGCAAGAAAGCAUAGGUUCCAUGGUGCAUUGGUGGGAGUGACUGGUAGUGUGGGAAAAACUACUACAAAGAGUAUGAUAGCUUUGGCUAUUGAAAGCCUGGGAAACCGGGUUUAUCAAAGUCCCGGGAAUUGGAAUAAUAGGAUUGGAGUUGCUUUGUCAUUGAUUGGGAUUCCUAGAAAUGCAGGAAGUGUGAUUUUGGAGAUGGGGAUGAGUGCAAAGGGUGAGAUUUUGGAGCUUGCAAGGAUGGCUACGCCGUCCAUAAGAGUGAUUUUGAAUGUGGGGCCUUCGCAUUUGGAGAGCUUUGCGAGUUUGGCGGAGAUUGCAUUGGCAAAAGGGGAGAUUCUAGAGGAAGUGGAACCCGGGGAUGUGUGUGUUUUGAAUGCUGAUGAUCCAUUAGUUAUGAGCCUUCCUAUUCCAUAUGGCAUUAAAAAGGUGCUCUUUGGUCGGAGAGAGGGGUGUGAUGUCCGGUUGAUUGUGGCAGAAAGUGUUGAUGGAGGUCUUGGAGUUCGAGUUGUACUAGAGAAAAAUAAAGAGAAGGUUGAAUUUCUAAUUCCUAGUCCCGGUCUGCAUCUUGCGACCAAUGCAUGUGCAGCAGCGGCAGUUGCAACUCUGUUGGGUGCCUCUCUUCCUCAAGUUGGGAUGUGCUUGUCAAGAUUUUGUCCUGUUCAGAUGAGGUCGGAGCUUGAAGUUACUAAAAAUGGAAUCAAAAUAGUAAAUGAUAUCUACAAUGCCAAUCCUGUUAGCACCAAAGCUGCCAUUGACCUACUUAAGACCAUUGAUUGCUGUGGUAAAAGAGUUUCUGUACUUGGAGACAUGUUAGAACUUGGUUCAUUUGAGAUGGAGUCUCAUGAAAUGAUUUUAAAUCAUUGUUACGAUUCCCGUAUUGACUUAGUUGGCCUCGUUGGGAAGAGAUAUUUUGCAGCAGCUGAGAAUUUGAAUUUAUUUGAUAAGAUAAACACUGUACAUGCCCCUGAUGCAGCAACCCUUGCACUGGAAAUCGUGAAGAGGCUAGAUUGUAUUGAUGUUGUUUUGGUGAAGGGUAGUCGUGCAAUGAAAAUGGAGAGAAUAGUUGAUGCAAUUAAAGCAAUGAAUAUGCUGAGUCCAUGUUUAUAGUCAUUCUUAAUUUCCUGCUGAUAAGGCUUCUGAAUUUUACAGGACGAAAAGUGCUUCUUUUUGCAGUUUACUCUC